Molecule: messenger RNA, 386 nt
Organism: Acaulospora morrowiae
Lineage: Eukaryota; Fungi; Glomeromycota; Glomeromycetes; Diversisporales; Acaulosporaceae
Source: the annotation of a GenBank genome assembly
AUGCGUGGCCAGCACAUAGAUGACAACUCACAUAAUUUGUUUAUAAUUAUCGUCUCAAACCAAGAUCAAGAAAAUACCCCCAUGCGUCUAAGGAUUAAUACAUUACUGAUUAAACCUGUGCUUGCAGGCUCUGGGUAUCUACUCAACCCGGUUAUAUCAUAUAAAUCAUCAACUAUGCGUGGCCAGCACAUAGAUGACAACUCACAUAAUUUGUUUAUAAUUAUCGUCUCAAACCAAGAUCAAGAAAAUACCCCCAUGCGUCUAAGGAUUAAUACAUUACUGAUUAAACCUGUGCUUGCAGGCUCUGGGUAUCUACUCAACCCGGUUAUAUCAUAUAAAUCAUCAACUAUGCGUGGCCAGCACAUAGAUGACAACUCACAUAAUUU